AUGUCGGAUCAAGACCCACUGAUUGAUGGAAGACCGCUGUCUAGCCUUAAAGUCGCCGAACUUCGUGACGAGCUCACUAAACACGGUCUAUCGAAGCUAGGUGUCAAAAAUACGUUGCAAGACAGAUUGAGAGAUUUUCUUGUUGGGAAUGGAAGUGGCACACCACUAACUAGCCCCAAGAAGGAUGAUUCACCGGUGAAAGUCAAUCCACUGGUGGCCGCCUAUCGCGAAAAGCAGAAAAGCCUUCUGCUCAGCUCGAUGGCUGCUGAUCCGCGUAAAAAGCGCGCCGAGGAGGAAAGUGAUGAAGCUGUCAGUUCGACGAAAAGCCAGUCGAUCACGCCGAAGAAAGAGGCGGAAGUGGAAAAGCGUGAAGAGACACCUAAAGUUGAGAAGAAACCGGAAUCGCAACAACCUAAGGUGGAGGAACCGCCUAAAGAAGAUGUCAAGCCUGUCUCAGUUUCUGCGUCAUCUGAAUCAGCUUCAUCGUCAGCACAGUCUGGAGAGCAAUCAGGAUCUGAUACUCCAGUUCUGGCAAAAACACCGGAAAAGGUUGAGGCUGCUUUCGAUGAAAAGAAGAAUGUUGAAGUUCAAGCACAUAAUACUACGGAACUUGUAACUCCGAAUAAAAUAGAGACUGAGAAGACGAAGGAGGAAAAUGAGAAUAAGAAACAAGAAGAAAUUGCACCACCGAAAACAGUUCAACUAGAAGCAAAAGAGCCGGAGGUACACAAGGAGCCCGAGUCUGAGACAGUUGCUCAGAAGGAGGUUCAUAACGACUCUGAGCAGAAGGCGAAGGCUAAAGGGGAGCCGGAGACUCAAAAGGACCCUGAAGUGGAACAGGAGCAGCAAAAAGAGGAAAGCAUUGAUGCAAAGAGAGAUGGAAAAGCAAGUGGAGAUUCGCGAGCGAGCCACCACAAUGAUGGGGACGAGGACGAGCUGGACUAUGGUGAAGAGGAUGCGAGAGAGGAGAUGAUGGAGGAGCCAAUUGAGGAUAAACACGAAAAGAGCAAAGGCGAUUCGGAUGUCCGGAAGAAGGAGAAGGUGCGCGAAUCGGUCAAAGAUCGACGCUCAUCUUCGCCUUCGUCCAGGCAUCCGAUUUCAAAUAUUGUUCAUAUUCGUGGGCUUACGCGACCGUUCACCGAGGGAAUGCUCCGUCAGAAAAUCUCAUCGCAUGGCGGUGAGAUUGUCGAUUUUUGGAUGGACAAAGUCAAAAGUCACUGUUUUGUCAAGUUAAUUGACGAGGAGUCUGCCAAGAAUGUGCUCAAAGGAAUGCAUGGAAUCACUUGGCCUGAAUCGAAUCCGAAGAAGCUUUCGGUGGUGUUCGACACUGAUGAAAAUAUGACAAGGUACAAAGAAGGAAAAGGUGAGGUGAAGCUGCCACAAGUCGUUACGAUUGGUACGUUGACGUCGGGAUCGAGAGGAGAACGUCUGUCAUCGAGCACACCGGGAAAUAUUCGAAUUACCGUCGACGCGCUUCGUGAAAUCUCGAAAAGCGAUACGAAAGAGCGAAAAUCCGGUCUCGCUGGUCGAUUAUCGAAAGCGGAUGGAUCGUCGAAAGACAAGGAGCGUAAGCGAACGCGCUCGGAAACGCCGCCGUUCAGCCGCGGCGCCGGAUUUCUUGACGAGAAGAGAGGACGAGUUGAGCAUCGCGAGGAGAGAAGAACGGUGGACGAAGAGCCGAAGUAUAAGACGCCUGACGAGCUUUUCCAGAAGACCAACACGAAGCCGGUGUUGUACUUCAAGCCACUGACAGAUGAGGAGGUUGCCGCGAAGGAGUUGAAGGCGAAAACGUCGAAAGCGUCAACGAGCGAACGCGAACGCGAUCGUUCUCGUCGGCGCCACUAG
Molecule: messenger RNA, 1845 nt
Organism: Caenorhabditis bovis
Lineage: Eukaryota; Metazoa; Nematoda; Chromadorea; Rhabditida; Rhabditidae
Source: the annotation of a GenBank genome assembly